AUGCCAUGGCCUGUGCAGCUGCCGACGGCCUUGCAUGGCUGGGAUCCAUGGCGGAUCCUGGCACAGAUAUGCGUGCUCCAGUGCGUCCACUAUAUCCUGCUUGCGACGUUUGUGCCGCCGCUCUUGUCCAUCUUUACGGAGCCGGCAGCCCUGCGGUUUGAGGGCGGCCCAGCCCAGGUCGGCAUGAUGCUCGACUGGCGCGAGGUCGCGAGCAAGCCGACGUGGGACUGGACGCAUCUCAUGGAUCUCGUUGGCUGGAAGCCGAGCGACGAGGCACCAGCCGUGCCAUGGACGCCGACCGAGCAGGCGGCGCUGUCCGACUGGACGGCCGGGUCAAUCUGGCUCCAGGGAUCGAACGCGUCAGGGCCCGUCGAGCCGACGGUGGUGGCCCCGUCCCGCUUCCGCUGGAACGACACGUCCCCGACGCUGACGAACGACGUACCACCCCCCCCGACCGACUCGGUCGAGCAGCAGCUCGAAGCGUGGGAGUAUCGACGGACGCACGACAAGCGCCGCGGCUGGGCGAUUAGUGCGGCGUGGAUGCUCACCGUCUUCUUCGAUGUACAGGUUCUCUAUUACCUCGUGCGGAAACCUACGCACGUCCUCGACUUUGUGAGCACGAUGCACUUCACGCACCUGCUCAUCACGACCUGGGUCGCUGGGGCCGUGCCCUAUGCGCUGUACUGGUGGGCCCUGAUGAUCGUGCAUGCGAGUCUGUGCAUCAUUCUCGCCGAGCGCUUCGCGAUCCAGCGCGAGAUGCGCAUGGGCUUUACGGACCAUGCCGUGCUGGACGACAUGGAGAUGCAUCGUCGCUAG
This is a messenger RNA of Malassezia restricta, 816 nucleotides long. Its product is annotated as protein SYS1. The record is from RefSeq and is a predicted model, not a curated record. The coding region runs from base 1 to 816 and encodes 271 amino acids. The transcript has a single exon. Gene Ontology annotation, cellular component: Golgi membrane; trans-Golgi network. Gene Ontology annotation, biological process: Golgi to endosome transport; protein localization to Golgi apparatus; Golgi to plasma membrane protein transport. NCBI's taxonomy places the organism in Eukaryota, Fungi, Basidiomycota, Malasseziomycetes, Malasseziales, Malasseziaceae.